AUGCCGCCCACAAAGAAAAAGAAGAGCAAGGGACCUGUGGCUCCCGCGCCCGCCGGCCAUGCCCAGGGCCGGUUGCCAGGCCUACCGUCACCCGCGCUGUGCUGCGCCUGCGGUCUGUGCGUGCUGCUGGCGGGUGUGAACGUGACGCUAGUGGGUGCGUUCGCCUCCUUCCUGCCAGGGCACAAUGUGCCACUGAUCGUAGGGCCGGCGCUACUAGUGCUGGCGCUCGGUUUUUUCGCAACCUGCUGCGUGUGUAGCCGCCGGGGCCCUGCGCUCCGCACGCGCUCCUUGGAAGCGGCGGCCCGGGGCCAGAAUGGCGGGCGCGCGGGGCCAGUGGCGCUGGAGAUGGAAAGCAGCGAGCGCACAGCGCAGGACACCACGGCCGUACAGCUCAGCCCCGCUGCCUCGGCCGCGUCCUCUGGCCGCUCCAGCCCGGGCCCGGGCCCCGGCCUCUUCAGCCUGGACGCGCCCGCGCCCACAGCAGUUUGUGUGCCGCGGCCCGAAGGGACGCAGCUCAACCUGCCCCGGGAGCUGUCCGCCUCCUAGCGGACCAAGGCCUCUGUCCAUUCCCCUGUCUGGGUUCCCUCCAUCCUGUGUCACUUAAACAAAAACUAGAAGAGGGGGGCUUUAAUUUUUUCUCCAUAAGGAACCAGUCCUAGGCACAGGUGGCCUCACCUGUCUCAUUUCUGAACUUCUGGAGGGAAGAAUGUGGUGAUGGUGUCAGGGCUCAAAUCCUAAAGAAAUGAGCAGCCUUGGCCCCUUAGAUAGGGUCUCUGCGUCCUAUCUCACCUCACCCCCCCCCCCAGAGACUUGAUGAAGCUGGACUCCUGGACCUUGGAAGCUGACCCCACCCACAGUAUUUGGGCAUGUGGAAAAAGAACCAUCAAGCGGCUCUGGCUACCAGCAAGGCCCCUGUCCCCAAGCGGGUAGAAGGGAGGAACUCAGCCCUAACUUGCUCCAUCUCUUCACACUGAAAGUCAUCUAGGCCCUCCUCUGCCCCUCCCCUACUUCCUUGUCUCUACCCCAACAUGAUCUUUGGGAUUCAUUUGGGAGGAGAGAUUCUGACUUCAGCCAUGAAUGGGUAGAGCCGAGCAGAGCACUCCCUGCCAUUCUGUCUGACCCCCACAGUGUGAGUCCUGCCAAGGAUGAGUGCUGAGGGGGAUUCUCCAAUCCUGAAGGUCCCAGUGAUCUUCACUGCCAACAAUGCUGCCACCUUCACUGUGCCACACCUUA
Messenger RNA from Marmota monax (woodchuck), 1233 nucleotides. RefSeq names its product transmembrane protein 275 (gene Tmem275). The record is from RefSeq and is a predicted model, not a curated record. Bases 1 to 546 code for a protein of 181 amino acids. NCBI's taxonomy places the organism in Eukaryota, Metazoa, Chordata, Mammalia, Rodentia, Sciuridae. The transcript has a single exon.